AUGAUGAAGUUUAUUGCAACGCCGGUUCUGCGAAGAUACUCGCUCAAUGACAAGCGAUGGCUGGAAUUCUUCGUGGACGGAGUGAAGGACAUUACCUGGAACACGAACGCCUUUGACUCCUUGGUCCUACCUCGCACACAACAGGGUCUGAAGGAGCUGAUUCUUGCAUUCGCCAAAGCCCACUCGAAGGAGACGGACUCCUUUGACGAUGUUGUUCGGGGGAGGGGCCGUGGUGUCAUCAUCCUUCUCAGUGGUCCUCGGGGGUGGGAAAGACUCACAGCGGAAAGCGUUGCAGAAGUCAUGAAAGUGCCUCUCUACAUGCUGAGUGCCGGUGAGCUGGGAAAAAAGGCUUCGACGAUUGAAGACAGACUCAAGGAUGUGCUUAGCAUGAUUCCGAAAUGGGGGGCGGUUCUCCUCAUUGACGAGGCCGACGUCUUUAUGGAAACCCGCAAUGGAACCGAUCUGCAGAGGAAUGAACUGGUAUCCAUAUUCCUAGUACUACCAGGGCAUCCUCCCAUCCUCUUCCUCGCCAGUAACCGCGCUGAACAUAUUGACCGUGCCUUCGAAUCCCGUAUCGACGUAUCUCUUCGCUACCCCGAUCUCGACGAGACAUCCCGCCGCCAGAUCUGGUCCCGGUUCAUCGAGAGCGCGAAAGGCAGAUCAUUCUCGGAUGAAGUCGAUAUUUUAUGGAGGACGCUAUGGAAAUCGUUCUGCCUUGUGCUGUAA
Molecule: messenger RNA, 726 nt
Organism: Monascus purpureus
Lineage: Eukaryota; Fungi; Ascomycota; Eurotiomycetes; Eurotiales; Aspergillaceae
Source: the annotation of a GenBank genome assembly